This is a messenger RNA of Lingula anatina, 10012 nucleotides long. RefSeq lists its product as uncharacterized. Gene Ontology annotation, molecular function: calcium ion binding. Gene Ontology annotation, cellular component: plasma membrane. Gene Ontology annotation, biological process: homophilic cell-cell adhesion. The record is from RefSeq and is a predicted model, not a curated record. NCBI's taxonomy places the organism in Eukaryota, Metazoa, Brachiopoda, Lingulata, Lingulida, Lingulidae.
ACGGGAUGAAUUCGGAUGGUCACUGGAGAGUGACUUUUUUAAAGCCAGCUUAUAAUAAUGUGACAGCUAAAUAGUAUUUUAAAAUUAUUUACACGGCCGUGUAAAGGUACAUGAUUACUAAAUCCAUGGAAGCACUGCAAGGUCGUAUUCAAUGGUGUAAAGAAAAAGGUCAUUCGUGAAGCGUAUUUCAAUAGGCGUAUGCUCGUAGCUAAUUGGCUGGCCUGGAAAAUAAAAAAGGUGUGUCGCGUUUGUUGUUAAAAUACCAGCAGAAGGACGCGGUCACGGAUCUAACGUUACAUUAUAAACACCUUUCCCUUAGGAAAGACUCACAAGUUGAAAGACUUUUGCAAAGAGAAGGCCUUUCCAAGUUUUAUGAAAGGAUCCCUAAAAGAAAUAUUCACAUCUGAGACGCAAUUCACGUCCAGUUAUGCAGUGGACGGGGGUCCUCAAGCUGCUGCUGUUUAUGAGCUAUGCCCACGGAUCGGCCAGCCAGCAAAUGUCUUGCCCCGGGGGUGGCAGUGCCCUUGGUAUGGAGGACGGACGAAUCACAGACCAGCAGUUGUCUGCAUCUAGUAUUUAUACAGCUGACUCAACCCCCCAGAUGGCUCGACUGAAUAACACGGCAUCAGGUUACAGGGGCGCCUGGGUUCCACGGUGGGAUCAUUCCUACGCAAACGAAUACCUUAUGAUUGACAUGCUGGUGCCCCACAUUAUCACUGGUAUAGCUGUACAGAACGGGGGAGCAAACUGGAUAAACUACUGGAUGAAAGAGUUUGAAAUCAUGUACGGUAAUGAUAAUUUGUCAUGGAGAAAGUACCAGCGAGUAGAAGGAGAAGACAUGGUGUUUGCUGGGAUUUCGUCGCACGCCAGAGAUGAUAUCAUGACGUACACACUGGAUCGGCCUUUUUCGGCAAGGUACAUAGUUGUCUCUGCUACCAGUUGGCAGAAUGCCCCCGCCCUUCGUAUGGAGCUGUACGGCUGUCACGACCCAAAUCCAAGUUCAGCUACUUACACGUUGGUUCAGGCAGAUAUAGUUACACCUUCAACGUGGAGCCCGUCGCAGAGCCCUUUUGUUUUAAACCGACCAAUCACAGUAACUGCCAAUGGUCAGCUGACCAUUCAGGCUGGUGUUGACGUCAUCCUUAAUUCUACGUCAGCAGGUUUUUUCGUGCAAGGUUGUUUCAGAACAGAAGGUCUGCAGGGAUUUGAAGUGAGGUUUAUGAGCAGUGACAAGUCGUCUGCCCUUGGCCGACGUGGAAACUUUUGGACUGGCAUAAAAAUCCAGAUGCAAACGUGUGAAGUAAUAGACCUGAGCCACACUUUGAUUCAAGGAGCAGAAAUUGGACUGAACCUCCUCACAAGUGGCGCUGUCUUAAACAUGGAUCACGUAUUUGUAAGACACUGCAGCUCAGACGGGGUAAGAUUAGCGUCCGUCAAUUUAACUAUGAAUUACUCAGAGGCGUCCAACUGCGGGGUAGAUGGUGUCAAAUAUAAUGGCAAUGGUAACAUAUCUGUGAUCGGUAGUCGUUUUACGGACAAUUACAAUCAAGGGUUCUACUUUUACAGAACGUCAGGCAGCACAAACAGAAUUACCUUCGACAAAUGCUAUUUUCGUUCGACGCGUAAUCGACUGUUAUAUCUGUACCAAAUGGUUUCAACUGUUAUCCAAAUUGAGAACUCUACAUUCAUUUCUGGUUACAAUAGUGGUCUGGAAAUAAGUACAAGUAAUGAUAAUAAUAAUGGUGCAAAUAUAUCUGUGACAAACAGUUCGUUUAGUGGAAGGUCAAACACACUAUACGUUAAAGAUCGGUUCAGGUCACCCAUUACUCCAAACACUUACGUAGUAGCAGGGAAUGUAUUUAACGGCGCUGUACACCUAGACUGGCUUAACUACCGAAAUCCCAAUCAAAAACUUACAUUCCAUAACAACACUCUAAAUUCUUCAACCAACAACCCCCUGUAUAUCUACAGGGUCAGAGGUCAGGCAAACUUUACUUCAAAUCGUUUUCUCAAUAACGGAUACAGGUCGCUGAUUAUAUUGCGUGAUGACGCCCCUCCUCUAACAAUCCGAGACAACGUUUUUCUGCAGAAUUCUGGACCUUCUGUGUUGGAGGUUUCACGAAUUACUGGUGAUGCAUUUUUGGGAAAAAUUGAAAGGAAUAUCUUCAGGAACAACAGUGCCACUGUUACACUGGAACUUUCGGGAAAAGCAAACGCCACGGUCAACGAGAACACCUUCGAUAACUUUGCCGCCAACCGGGAGGUUCAAAUAGCGAAAUCGUGGAAUCGAACCCAAUCGAUGGACAUGCGGUACAAUUACUGGGGAACCGCUGACCCUCACAAUAUCUCCUUCCGUGUGGACGACUUCUACAUCAACAACCGAAAGGCAGUGGCGAAGUUGUCGCCAUAUCUGACUACGGACAAUGCGACAAAGGCCAACGGACCAUUUGGCACCAUUGAAAGACAGUACAACAGUACUGAAUCAGAUGGUAUUGGCGGUGUUCUUAUUGGAGAUACCAGCAUCGCGCCAGUUACGCUACCAAACGGCACGGCGGUCCCUAUUAAUGUGAAGUACACAAUCUACGUUCCACAGGGUGCCAGUCUUACAAUAGAUCCAGGGGUGUCUUUGAAGUUCCUGGAGAACAGAGGGAUUGUGGUUGAUGGAGUUUUAAAUAUUAAUGGAAUUGCGUCUGAUAUGGUGAAACUGACGCCUGUCCUCUACCAAUCUCCAUGGGGUGGUAUCGUAUUUACAGAACUCACAGGCCCAGAACCAAUUACCACCACAACGCCGACAAAAACGACUUCAACCACAACUCAUAAAACAGGCUGGAGUACUAGUACAGAAACCCCCUGCGAGGGAUAUCCUGAAGUACCUUGUGGGGAUAACACAGACUAUGCAGUGAGAAGAAAGCGGAUGGCAGAGGCAAACUCAAUGGGGAUGUCGACACUGAACUACAUGAACAUCAGCAGAGGAAGCACGUGCGUUGAAGUCUUGGGUGGCCGUGGGCUCGUUCUCCUUAAUUCGAGGCUUGAUUCCUGCACCCAGGCAGGCAUAUCCAUCACCACCGGGUCUGCAGACCAGACCAUUGUGAUAAAAAACACAACACUAAUGAACAUGCCUAGUAGGAAAGGAAUGGUUAUUGGCGCCAAUAGUGACUCAGGAGCUACGAUUUUGGACGUUCAAGGGUCCAAAUUUCUCUCGAAUAGUUUUAUAUCUAUUAGCUGUUCUGAAUGCCACAUUUCGUUCGAAAAUUCGACCUUCUUCGGAAAUACAAUUCUUCUUUUGCUCACCCAAAUAUAUUCUUCGAGUCGUAAAGAUCUGGAAUACCGUUUCGUUGGAAACCACUUUGAAACCACGGCAUGGAGCACUAGCCACAUAAUGCACAUCAAUGUUGAGCGAGCCACAGACAACUCCCAAGUUAAGUUCAUCAACAACACUGUGAUUUCUAAUAAUAGAUACAACACCAUUUAUUUUGAGAAAGAGCGCUACACAGACCCUUUUUAUAACAUAAGCGGUAACUAUUUUACUUCACCAAGAGGCGUUUCCAUGAGGUUUUACUUAGAAGGACUUACCAAUGGGUCGGUCAAAGGUAAUUACUUCAACAAUACAGCAGGAGCCAUUCAGUUUCAAGGAUCAUGCUGCUAUUCUUCUCCAAAGUUGUUCGAAAUAACUGAAAACGUCUUUGCAGAUACAACAAACGGAGGAACGCUUAUUGACCUGAACACUUAUUUUGUGAGAAAUAGGGAAGUUGUCGUGAAAGAGAACACCUUCGUGAACAACACAGUCAGUCAGUACAUUAUAACCAUGCGGUCAAUAGAUGCAAAUAUUACCGGCAACUUCUUUGACAAUCCAGGUUCUACUUACGAUUUAGGCGUCACAUUUAGCUAUAACGAAAACGAUGCUGCCAAUGCCAAAAACAAUUGGUGGGGAGGACCAGGUUUCUCUCAUGUAAUUGGGAGAAUUUUUGAUUAUGAGGACAAUCCUAGUAGAGGGAGAGUCGAAUUUCAACCGUAUCUCAACGCUCGCAAUUUGUCGGCUUUGAGCGAUUUAGAACCACCUUUUGUCAUAGGACCUGGUCGCAUAGGUGGUACUGUAAAGGGAGAGGAGAUUCUAACAGCCGCUGAUAGUCCAUACGAGGUGGUGCGUGACAUACUAGUACCCGAAACGUCCACUCUCACAAUUGAGCCUGGGGCCAGUAUUUUGUUUCAUCCGGGCAUUGGAAUGGAUGUAAAAGGAGAACUUAUGUCCACUGGUGCCCCAGAUAAUCCUGUGAAGAUGACCGGCCUAGGUGGUGGUAGUUGGAAAGGAAUAACUUUUGAACAGUACCUGCCAGAUCCUUACCUCCGUGCCGCCAAUGGCAGUGGUCCACACGAGGGGCGACUAGAGGUGUUCUUCAACAAUACAUGGCAACUAGUCUGUGGCACGUACGGCUGGGAUAUGAGGGCAGCACAGGUGGCGUGCAGGCAGCUGGGAUACGGAGAGGCAUUGGAGUUCUUCAGAACUGAAACUGUGUCUAGGUUCACGCGAGGAAAAUUGCGAGAGUACCACAUGACAAGUAUGAACUGCAAUGGGGACGAACACUUUUUACAAGAGUGCAGCAUCGCAGUGAAUAUUCGAUAUUGCAGUGACAGUAAUCUUGCUAGCGUCGUCUGCAAUCAGAGUGCAACUAUACCGACCAACAGAUCCUCCCUGGUCCAUACAGUCGUGUCUAACACAACCAGAGGCGUGUCGGUCCGGGGCUCACCUCCUGUCUUCAAAGGCAUUGAAAUCACCUACAGCUCACAGAACGGCCUCACAUUCUCAGGUUACAUACCAGAAGAGACUGCCGUUUCCGAUUGUAUCAUCGCUAACAGUGGAGCAGAUGGCGUGUCUUUCACUGGCGUUAGCGACUCGAGGCAAAACCAUGGCAUUUCCAUUAGAAACUGUACGAUUUCCAACAAUGCCAAGCGUGGUUCAUACAUUUACCGCACAGACAUCGCUUUGUCCAACAGUAGCAUACACGAUAACGGCGAACAAGGUGUCUAUGAACGACGGGUUCUGAACACGGAAAUUCAAAAUGUGGAUUUCGUGCGUAACAAACAGGGUGCUGUUUACCUUACAGAUACCAGCGAUUUGGGGACUUUGAUCGUACAUGAUAGUAGUUUCAAAAACAAUUCAGGUUCUGUCCUGUAUAUUGAAAUACCGAGCAAUUCUCGGCCAAAUGUUUCAAUCGCAAGAAAUGUUUUCACUUGGAACGAUGGUCAACCAAGAGGACUAAGCUAUUAUGGCACUUACGGCGUCAUUGAUUUGAGAUUUUAUUUCUACACACAGAAUAUCACUGGGUCCUACUCCAUCAUGAAGAAUUCGAUGGAAAACAACUUAGCUGAAUUCGUUGUUCGCCUAUGGAGCAAUGCAAGAGACAACUAUGGUGUGGGUGAAGAUAUCUCCAUAAUUGACAACAUAUUUAAGAACACGUCCCGUCGCAUCUAUUACAGAGAAGUCAACAGCGUCACAUUGGAAAAUGUGUACAAUGUCAGCAUUAACAGAAACGUGUUUUCAAAUCCGUUAGCUACACGCGAGUUUGUUGCACCAAAAUAUAAGCCCACGGAAUACAUCGACGUUUCAGAAAAUUGUUGGGACGUCUCAGAGGCUGUUGAUGUCUAUAAAAGAGUAUUGAGUAUUUAUGAAGAUACCACACGGGCUGACGUUCAGCUGUGGCCAAUGUUUUUAAAUGGUACUUGUGGAGACGUAGCCCCAACACAGAGACCGGUGAGGUGGGGAUUCAGCAACAUACAGGAUUCUGGCGGAGAGGUCGAUUCAUUAAUCGAUUUAGGUACAGUACAAGGUACCGUCAUUCUUGGACGAAGCGUAGUGAUCAGACCAAAAGGUGUACUGUCUGCGACGAUCGGAUCAAACUUAACCUUACGUUUUAAAGCUGGGCGAGGCUUAAUUAUAGCAGGGCAAAUGCUUCUCGACAAUCCUCGAGGUUCACCAGUGGUAUUUACCUCUGACAGCCCUACGUCCAGCUCUAGUGGACGAUGGAACGGAAUUAUUUUCGAGCCAAAAGACGGCCAACACAGCCUUUCCUUUGUCACAAUAUCACGGGCAACGACAUGCUUGACUAUCAGAAGAGCCAACUUUACUGUGGGUUCUGUUGUUGUUACGGACUGUUCUGGAGUUGGCAUCUCCUCUGCCUUGAAUGACCGUGCAUCCUUCGUCAAGAUUUUCAAUUCAACUGUAAACGCCGCUAGGUCUCAGGGUAUUCGGAUGACUGGGCAGGGCGAUCUUAACCUGGACAAUGUACUGGUGAAAGAUACUGGCAGCCAUGCGAUUGAAUACAGUGCAGCAGGUGACCUAAUUGUGACCAACUCUGUAGUCAAUAAGAGCAGUUCUUAUGGUAUCAUCAGGUCCUCUCGUAACGGCGGCGUUCAAAUAAUGAACAGCCAAAUCACGGAAAUCAGAAGGUCUGGGAUACAGCUUAGUGCUUACAUGGAUUAUAUAAAUAUCGAGGGAAAUUAUAUCGCACGCACCAGUAGCUACUACUCAAACGAUUGGGCGUUAGCUUUGUACAGUAUUUCAUACCCGGUUACUGUGAAGAACAAUACAAUAGAAAGUAAUACAGCAGCCUAUGAUCUGCGAGCAUUUUAUACGGACGAUGAAAUUUUAGAUGCUAGGCACAACUGGUGGGGCAGCAGCGACCAUAACCAAGUAAAAUCCCGAAUACAGGACCGGGAGGUCAAUGCCAAUUAUGGAAACGUAAGCUACGUGCCGUUCUUGCUGUCGCCAGAGUUUUCUUGCAACAACGUCAACAACUGCUCGGGCAAUGGGGUUUGCAUUCGACCUGAUACCUGUGAGUGUAAUAUUGGCCGGAAGGGGGCGGAUUGUUCGCAAGCAUCCUGUGCCCAGGUGUUUGAAUGCCAAGGCCGCGGAACGUGUGUUGGACCAAAUACAUGCCAGUGUGAUAGUGGCUGGAUGCCCCCGGACUGCGUGAGAGCCACCUGUGAGGGGAGAAAUAAUUGUUCUAACCAUGGUUUAUGUAUAGAACCAAACAGGUGCCGAUGUUUCACGCGUUACCAGGGAGUGAAUUGCUCGGAAUGUUCCGGGAAUCACUGGGGUCCUGAAUGCCGUCCAUGUCAACCGUGUGUGCAUGGGUCGUGUGAUCAACAGACAGGAUCGUGUGUAUGCAGCGGCCCUAAUUGGACUGGAGAUCAGUGUAACCGCUGUAGUCCAAAGUUCUAUGGUCCAGCCUGCUUGUCUUUGAUGCGUGUUUUGUCAGUGGCUCCUGACGGAGGACCAGAUAUAGGGGGCACUGUAGUCCGCGUGACAGGACACAACUUCCCUAACUCCACUGAAUAUUCGUGCAGGUUUGGUAGCGUAGAAACUCCAGGCACAUGGAUAUCCACAGAGCAGGUGACCUGCAAGGCACCUAAGCAAAACCCCAACACUGUAAGAAUUGCUAUCCGGUCACAAAACGAUGGAAGCUUCAGCACUGAACUGGUCUUUUUUACCUACUACGGCAUAUGCCCGGCUUCAGCGUGCGGUCGCCUGUAUCAGCCGCCUAGAGGUAUAUGCUCGUUUGGGGAGUGCCUGUGCUCAAAGCCGUGGUCCGGUGAUAAUUGCACUGUCCUGAGACUUGCCCCCAAGAUCGCAAAUAUUCCAAACCUGGUGGUUACUGAAGGAGAGAGUGUAAAAAUCCCGUUAUCAUUAACCGAGGGUUCGACACCAGUUGAAUGGAGACUUUUAGGAUCCCCCAGCGGCAUGGCUUUGGACUCUGGCUCCCAAAUCAUCCGCUGGGAUUCAGCCGUGGCAUCACCUGCGCCGUACACCGUCGGAGUAUCAGCCCAAAAUGACAUAGGCUCUGACAGGAGACAGUUUAACCUGACUGUGAGAAGAUCUUACGAGGCAGAGCUAGAUCCGGUUAAUUACGGCCCAUUCAUCAGUGCUACACCAACUCUACUGACUGGAAGAGUGAAUUUCAUUGAAAGCUCACCAUUUCGCAAUAGCCCGGUGCCUGUGAAAGUAGUGGUUGUAUCACAGACCUCGGGUUCUAGACGAGUACUGAGUGCGACCACCUUCGCUCACAGCAAUACUUUCUUUGUCCGAUUUUAUCCAUCUUCAUCCGAGGCAGGCAUCUACGUUGCUGGUGCAUCCCAUCCAAAAGAUCCACAAGACUACAAUCAGACCAGAUGGUCAUUCCUUGGGAUGACUGUAUCGCCAAGAUACCUGCGUGUCGGUGGGUAUCUGGGAUUUUAUUCCUACAACGAGAGUAUGAAGGUGACGAAUCACGGAGGUGAUCGGCUGCACAACGUUACAGUUCAGAUUCCUGAAUUUGUCACCGGAAUCGUGACUUUGAAACCAACCGGUGAAGGAGUCUGCACGUCCUUCCCAUGCUCCCUCAAACGAGUGUUUCAACCGGGAGAAGAAAUCAGUCUUGAUUUGGAUUUUUCUGUGACCCAGUCGGCGAGUGGGUACUUUGAGGUGGCAUUCGUGAGUGGAGAACAGGUGUAUGCUUCUGGUCAGGUUAACUACAACUUUCAACCAAAAAUGCCAACAUUGACUUUGACUCCAAGUUCCAUUAGGACAUCGAUAUCCAGGGGAAAAACUCGACUUUUUGAGGUGAACGUCACUAACAGUGGCCUUGCCACCGCACACAACAUCUACGUAGAUCUGGGAUCAGUGGACAUUCUAUCCGUGGCUUCCUUCAGCAAGAAGGGUGAUCCGUCUACCGAGGAUAUUAAGUUCCAUCUGGAUCAGGGGGAAUCAGCAACUCUAGUUCUUUCUGCUCUGAUUCAACAAGACGCAUCGCUGGGGCAAACAGUCGGGAAUAUCCUUGUACGAUCUGACGAAGUCGGCUCGAGCAUUAACUUCAGAAUCACGACUACCUCAACUCGCCUUGUGGACAUCUACGUUCUUGUAGAAGACGAAUACACGUAUUUUGGCACAAAUAGAUCCUAUCUAGCCAAUGCAACUGUCCACCUUAGAAACAAACUAGAAAAUAUACGUUUAACAGCUAAAUCUAAUGCAUCAGGGAUAGCCGUUUUCAAAGAUGUAGCAGAGUCUUUCUAUGAUGUAUAUGCCGAGGCAGAGAAACACACCCCAUUGUCCAAAGUUAUUGCGGCAAAUGAAGACCAAAAUUUAGUUCGAAUGUUUCUGGAGAGAACUGGUGUCACAUACAAUUGGAGAGUAGAACCAGUGACGUUUGAGGACAGAUACGUCAUCACUUUAGAGGCAGAUUUUGAAACUCAGGUUCCAAUGCCAGUUGUCACCAUAGACCCAAAGGAACUGGAUCUGGACGUAUUAGAACGUUGUGCAUACGGCAACAGCAUAACGUUUACUGUAACCAACCACGGUCUCAUACGAGCAGACGAUUUCCAGUUCACUUUGCCAGAUGCAAACGCACACCCUUUCUUGAGAUUCGCAAUGGCACAGGACGGUCCUAUCGGCGGCAUUCCUGCCAAUACGUCCGUUCAGUUUUCUGUACUGGUAUAUGGGUGUGGGGCGCAGGCCGAUGAAGCCACUGGUCUUGUCCCUGUCGUUGUUCGGCAAAGAAGGGCAUUUGGAGGCACUGUGUGUAGCAGCGGUUUCUCUUUCACUGGUUCAUACUCGUACAUUUGUGACACCAAAAGAACAAGGAGUUUUUCAGUGCCUGCCCGACCAAGGACUGCAAGACCAGCUUGUAUCUCGAUAAUAAUUAAUCCUCCUCGCGGAGUUGGAGGACCAGGUGGAGGGCCAAUUGGCGGCUGCUGUGCUGGUUCUUCCAGUCUUACCGUCACUGUCACUCAGGACGUGUCUUGUGAAAAAUGCGUACUGAACGUUGUCGACUGUAUACUUGGAAACGUUCCACCUUUCCCGUUCAGUUGUGGCUAUACCAUCGGAACAAAGGCUCGUCCAGGAGCUCUAGGAAACGGCGGUGCAGUGGGCUGGGCAAAGGAUGUAGCAGACGUUGUUUUUGCCUGUGUUCCCGCUUUGUCUGUCCUGUCGUCUAUUUGGGGAGGCAUAAGGAGAUUGGGAUUUUUACACAUAGCUAUAUGA